GUUGGUGGCGGUAAUUCACAAAAACGUUGUUUGCAAGCUGCCAGAAAACACCAAGAAGAAAAGGAAUGCAUUUUAUUUUGAAAUCUAGUACAGGAAGUGGCAUUUUUUUGUAGUCCGAUGUGUUCAGUGGUGUCGUAACGUGAAGUAAGGUCAACCAGAGGCUGUUUAAAUCAGCUAACACUGCUUUUUAAAGUAAGUCAGCAUGCAGCACUUAUUUAACAUUUAUCAUAAUUAAUUAUUUUUUGAUUAACUGAUAAAAACAAACAGCGAAAACUCACCGUGUCACACAGACAGACAUCAGAUCCUCCCUCAGUCCGCUCAACACCUGAAAACCUCAGGAGACUUCUCAGCCAAUCAGAGCUCCUCCAGUCGGACUGACAUGAGUUGUUUCAGUUUUUUGUAAGAUCAAAGUACAACGAAACUCAGGAGGCAAAGUGGAGCACUGUGGUGCGUUUAGCGUCCUCUGUGUUCAGUCUUACUAUCUAGACUCCUUCAGGAUUCAUUGAACCUUCAGGGCAGGUUUUUAUUCUUCAGUCGGCCUCCAGAGGAACAGUGAGCUCCUAUGAGCUCGGCCUGUUGAGUUAAAAGUUUUAAUUUUUAGAGAGAUGUUUGAGGUUUUCAAAUUGACUUCCAUACAGAACGGAGAGACUCCUUUUGUAGCGACAUCUAGUGGACAUUAAGUUGAAAAUACUCUGCUCCUGGCACAGCUACCUGGUGUCUGUUUUAGUCCGUUUAAGAAGAAGGGUCUCCGGUCUGUUGUGGGCGAGUUUGUGCGAUGGCUCGUCACAGUAAGCUACAGAAGCAGGUCCUGUCUCUGUACCGGCAGUUCCUGCGGGCCGGCCAGGACAAACCAGGCUUCAUCCCCCGAAUCCGCGACGAGUUCAAAGAGAACUCUCGCAUCAAGAAGUCGGACGUGAUGCACAUCGAGUAUCUGUACCGACGAGGGCAGAGGCAGCUGGAGCAGCUGAAGGACGUCAACACCAAACAGCUGGGAUCCUUCUCCAAACCUGGAGAGAAGAGCUGACCUCACAUCUGUGUGACAUCACGGGACCCUGAAGUACACCAACAAAUACCUCCCAAAGACUUGCUCACUGGUUAUGAGACGCUGCGUUGAGAUUACGGAGAAAUUGAUGUGAUCAACAUAAAAGAAGCAUGUUAUAAGUGUUAUAAAACAGAUGUAAUACAGCAUCACUUUGACUGUUUAGACUUCUGAAAUGAAUUCAUUUCACUUGAUGGUGAUAAUAAACAAAGUGAUGUGGACAA
Molecule: messenger RNA, 1263 nt
Organism: Labrus mixtus (cuckoo wrasse)
Lineage: Eukaryota; Metazoa; Chordata; Actinopteri; Labriformes; Labridae
Gene: sdhaf1
Product: succinate dehydrogenase complex assembly factor 1
Exons: 2
Coding region: 776-1024 (82 amino acids)
Biological process (GO): mitochondrial respiratory chain complex II assembly
Cellular component (GO): mitochondrion
Source: RefSeq, a predicted model, not a curated record